Messenger RNA from Heterostelium album PN500, 2856 nucleotides. Its product is annotated as ribonuclease Z. The transcript is spliced from 7 exons. Gene Ontology annotation, cellular component: mitochondrion. Gene Ontology annotation, molecular function: 3'-tRNA processing endoribonuclease activity. Gene Ontology annotation, biological process: mitochondrial tRNA 3'-end processing. NCBI's taxonomy places the organism in Eukaryota, Evosea, Eumycetozoa, Acytosteliales, Acytosteliaceae. The record is from RefSeq and is a predicted model, not a curated record. The coding region runs from base 1 to 2856 and encodes 951 amino acids.
AUGGUUAAAGCAUAUGUUGAGAUAUCAGGUGAUAAUGUAGAGACAUCACCAUCGUUAUACACCAAUUUCGAUCUUCAUAGAUAUCUCUUUGAGUGUGGUGAAGGUACACAACGAUCUUUUACACAGAGACCAGGUAUCAACUUUACAAAGUUGAACAAUAUAUUUCUGUCGACAUUGCGAUGGGAAUCGGUUGGUGGUCUGUUAGGUCUGACCUAUACGAUCGAUGACAUCGGUAUUUCAGAGAUUGAUAUCUACGGACCGAAAGGAUUGCAUCAGCUGUUCACAGCGUCACGAUUCUUCAGUGGCAAUCACAAUCUAUCGAUCAACUUGUUCGAGCUGCCAAACACUACGAAUCACGUGAUCCGUGACUCUGAACUCACCAUCAUCUCGGUGCCAAUCAAUAGAUGUCCACCAAAGAUACCAUCGACAUUCCGUCACUACCGACAAGACAGAAAGGAAAUGAGAAUAGUCGAUAUCAAAGAUGAACCAUCUCCACCACCCUCACCAGAGUCAGAAUUUGAAACCUAUAAGAAUAAUAUUAAAAAUAGUAAUAGUAAUAGCAAUAAUAACAACAAUCAUCAAUGUGAUAUCUCUGACACUGUAUUGGGUGCAAUUGAACAGAAUAGCAAUAAUAAUAAUGGAGAUGAAUCAUCUACAACUACAUCGGGAUUGGAUGGUGAUUUAUCAUCGAAACCACUAUUCAAAAGAAUGAAAAGAGAAAUCCCUGCUUAUUUCCCAAAGGGAAGCAAAGUAGAUAUGGAUUCUGAUACCGUCCACUGUUGGGUUUGCAGUACCAAUGAAUUUGUCGGUCGAUUCCACCCAGAGAAAGCACUGGAACUUGGUAUCCCAAAGAGUCAAGCAUUCCUUUUCAAGCGUCUAAAGAAUGGUGAAACCAUCACACUUCCCGAUGGAACUCAAAUAUUUCCACAUCAAGUCAUGGAUGAACCAUCUCCUGCAACCAAUUUCACAAUUAUAAAAUGUCCAAGUAUUGAAUAUUUCGAUUCACUUUUCAGUAAUGAAGCAUUCCUACCAUAUCAUAAUAAUGAGAAGGUUAUGAGUGGAGUGUUUCAUAUGUCACCACCUGAAGUUUUACACUCAAAGCGAUACAUUGAAUUCAUGGAGAAGUUUGGACCAGUCACUAAACAUAUUAUUGUGAACAAAGAGAAUUGUGAGUACAGUCCAUCGUUCCCAGGUUCAGAGAUUCAUUUGAACCGACUGGCACAGGUAGUACCCGACCUAUUCCCACCACCAAUAAAGCCAAGAACUGUUACACCACUCUUUGAGACCGGUAAACCAACCAUUCAUUCAGAGACACUAAAGAACAAUAUGAUACCUAUUGAAAAGUUAACGCGUUUCACAUUGGCACCUUCACGUCAAGCCGGUGAAAUCCAACAGGUCACACAAACCGGCAAGGAAUUUGAUGAUGUCGUAUUACCCAAUCUUUCAAUUAAAGAUAAAUUGGAUGAAGUAAUUAAAUUUGUCAAUACAGCAAAGAAUAAAGUUGAAUAUCCAAAAGUAUUGUUUACAGGUACUGGAAGUGCUUUGCCAUCACCCUAUAGAAAUGUAACCGGUAAUCAUAUAUUGAUGGAGAAUGGAACCAGUAUGUUAUUGGAUGCCGGUGAAGGUACCUAUGGACAACUAGCCAGAUUCUUUGGACAUGAAAACAUUGCAAAGAUACUUAUCAACCUUAAAGUGAUUUGGAUCUCUCAUGUACAUGCUGAUCAUCAUUUAGGUAUUCCAAGAAUUUUAGAAAAGAGAGCAAGAGCAUUUGAAGAAUUAGGUAUUAAAGAAGAUCCAGUCGUUAUUAUUGGUCCACAUACCUUAAUUUUUUGGUUAAAGCUAUUAAGGAGAAUGACACCUAUCGAUUUUGAAGGAGUUGAAUUUGAACAAAUACAAAAUUCUAAACCUGCAAUUGCUGCACUUCAGAAAUUAGGAAUUGUUUCUCUUGAGAGUGUACCUGUUAUUCACUGUACGAAUGCUUGUGGUGUUGUCAUUGAAUUGGAAAAUGGUGUUAAAUUUACAUACUCUGGUGACACUAGACCAUGUAGUGAUUUGGCAGUAGCAGGUCAAGAUUCAACGUUCUUGUUGCACGAAGCUACGUUUGGAGAUGACAUGCAGAAUGAAGCGAAAGCAAAGAAACACUCGACCAUCGGUGAGGCGUUGGACAUCGGUAGACAGAUGCGUGCAAAAUUCACAUUGCUCACCCACUUUAGUCAGAGAUACUCCAAGAUACCAGAUCUUAGUGGUCACGGUACCUUUGGUUUGGCAUUCGAUUUGCUUCAAGUCGCACCAUAUCAAUUCCCAAUGCUACCACAUCUCACCAAGGUAUUCGAAUCUUACCUCGUAAAGAAAAAAGAAGAACCUAUCAUUGAAAUUCCAAAAAAGGUAAAAAAUAAUAUUCCAUCAUCCAAAUCAAAAAAUAAACCAAAUAAUAAUAAUAAUAAUAAUAAUAAUAAUAAUAAUAAUAAUAAUAUUGAUAGUAAUGAUAAUAAUAAUAACAAUAACAACAAUAAUAAUAAAAACAAUAAUAGUAAAAAAAGAAAAGAAAUAUCAGAUGAUUCGAAUAGUAGUAAUACUAAUAAUGAAACUAAUUCAAUUCAACCAACUAGUAAUAUUACAAUGCCAAAUCAAAUAAAGAAUAAUUAUUCGACAAAGAAACUCGAUAAAAGUAGUAGUCGCCCAAAAUCAUUUUCGUCAUCAUUCAAAAGAUCAUAUUCAACAAAAACCUCCACCACCACCACCACUACAUCAUUCAAUCAUAAUAGUUUUAAUGCAUCAUAUAGCAAUAGUUUUAAACCCAAUAUUUAUUUAACUUUAUUUAGUAAAUCUUUAAAAUUUGGUGCCAAGAUAAUCUAA